Messenger RNA from Mangifera indica (mango), 8575 nucleotides. Its product is annotated as dnaJ homolog subfamily C GRV2-like. Bases 464 to 8218 code for a protein of 2584 amino acids. The transcript is spliced from 23 exons. Gene Ontology annotation, biological process: endosome organization; regulation of early endosome to late endosome transport; receptor-mediated endocytosis. Gene Ontology annotation, cellular component: endosome membrane. Lineage: Eukaryota; Viridiplantae; Streptophyta; Magnoliopsida; Sapindales; Anacardiaceae. The record is from RefSeq and is a predicted model, not a curated record.
CUUAGUGAGGUUACACAAACAACGAAGCGCCACCCCUCGGCCGAGCUGUCCACGCUUUCUCUGGAAUUAUUUUCUAGCUAAAUUCCCAAUUCGAUCUCACUUGAGGUCUUUUGAUCUCAACAAAAUCUCAAGCUCUUGGUUUUCACUUCUGCUAAUCCUUAUAAAUCAUCUUCCUCUUUCUUACUUUUCUAAUUAUUGUAAAUGAAUAUUUAGGGUUAGUAAGGGAUCAAUCCAUCGAACCGCUGAGUGGCCUAUCUGUAAAUACGGUCGAAAACUGGGGGCGAAUCAGUCCCAGCUUCACCGCAACCCGGCUGCGGCCAUUCAAUCAACUCAAGCCGGCCGGAAUUUCUGGUUUUUCCUCCGCCAGCAAAAUGCGCCCCUGCAACACACCCUUCACUACCUGCCCUACAUUGAUUCUGUAAACCGUCACUCAGCCAAGCCCCAUCACCAGCUCUCUUCAAAGAUGGACUCCGCAUCCAAUUCUUCUUCUGCUUCCAACUCUGCCUCUCCCCCGCAAGAGGAGCCUGAGUACCUCGCCCGUUACAUUGUCGUUAAACACUCGUGGCGCGGCCGUUACAAGAGAAUUCUCUGUAUCUCUAAUGUUGCAAUCAUCACCCUCGACCCCAACACGUUGUCCGUUACCAACUCUUAUGACGUCUCCACGGAUUUUGAAAAUGCCACGCCGAUCAUUAGCCGCGAUGAAAAUUCCAAUGAGUUUAAUAUUAGCGUGAGGACUGAUGGUCGCGGAAAAUUUAAGGGGAUAAAAUUCUCGUCACGGUAUAGGGCGAGUAUUUUGACCGAGUUGCACAGAAUCAGGUGGAAUAGACUCAGUGCAGUGGCGGAAUUUCCCGUGCUUCAUCUUCGGAGACGCAACUCGGAGUGGGUCCCUUUUAAAUUAAAGGUUACUUAUGUUGGAGUUGAACUUAUCGAGUUGAAAUCUGGAGAUCUCAGAUGGUGCCUGGACUUUAGGGAUAUGGAUUCACCUGCUAUCAUUCUCCUUUCUGAUGCUUAUGGGAAGAAAAGUGAAAGUGGAGGUUUUGUUCUGUGCCCAUUAUAUGGGAGAAAAUCGAAAGCUUUCCAAGCUGCUUCAGGGACCACAAGCUCUGCAAUCAUCUCAACUUUGACUAAAACUGCAAAAUCCAUGGUUGGGUUGUCACUAUCUGUGGAUAGUUCUCAGCCCCUCACUGCAGCAGAGUAUAUAAGACGACGAGCCAAAGAAGCAGUUGGGGCCAAUGAAACGCCUUGUGGGGGUUGGUCAGUGACAAGAUUGCGCUCUGCUGCUCAUGGAACGUUAAAUGUUUCUGGAUUGACUUUAGGAGUUGGUCCUAAAGGAGGCCUUGGGGAGCAUGGUGAUGCUGUAUCCCGUCAACUCAUUCUUACAAGGGUUUCACUUGUUGAAAGGCGACCAGAUAACUAUGAAGCUGUUAUUGUCCGUCCUUUAUCUGCUGUGAGCUCACUUGUUCGAUUUGCAGAGGAGCCCCAGAUGUUUGCUAUUGAAUUUAAUGAUGGAUGCCCUAUCCAUGUAUAUGCAAGCACAUCUCGUGACAGCUUACUUGCUGCAGUUCGGGAUGUUUUGCAAACAGAAGGUCAAUGUCCAGUACCAGUAUUACCAAGGCUGACAAUGCCUGGUCAUCGUAUUAAUCCACCUUGUGGGGUUGUCGAUUUACAAGUUAGAAGACAGCGUCCUGUGGCUGAUAUGGAUAAUGCGUCCUUGCAUUUGAAACACUUGGCUGCAUCAGCUAAAGAUGCUGUGGCUGAAAGUGGUUCAGUGCCUGGUUCGAGAGCUAAACUAUGGCGUAGAAUACGGGAGUUCAAUGCAUGUAUUCCAUACAGUGGAGUGCCCCCUAACAUUGAGGUGCCCGAGGUGAUUUUGAUGGCCUUGAUUACAAUGCUUCCUGCUACUCUAAAUCUGCCUCCAGAGUCCCCUCCCUUGCCACCCCCUUCACCCAAAGCUGCUGCAACAGUGAUGGGCUUCAUUGCUUGUUUGCGUAGACUACUCACGUCAAGAAGUGCAGCUUCGCAUGUGAUGUCUUUUCCUGCUGCUGUUGGAAGAAUAAUGGGUUUGCUUAGAAAUGGAUCUGAGGGUGUCGCUGCUGAAGCUGCUGGACUGAUUGCAAUACUCAUUGGUGGUGGAUCUGGUGAUGCAAAUAUGUUAUCAGAUUCUAAAGGAGAGCAGCAUGCAACAAUCAUGCACACAAAGUCUGUAUUAUUCGCACAGCAAGGUUAUGUUAUUGUCCUUGUUAACAGAUUGAGGCCCAUGUCUCUAUCACCUUUAUUGUCAAUGGCUGUUGUUGAAGUUCUUGAGGCUAUGAUAUGUGAACCACAUGGUGAAACUACCCAAUACACUGUUUUUGUUGAGUUGUUACGCCAAGUUGCUGGUUUGCGGCGUCGUUUGUUUGCACUUUUUGGACAUCCUGCGGAAAGUGUUAGGGAAACGGUUGCUGUAAUAAUGCGUACAAUUGCCGAGGAAGAUGCAAUUGCUGCAGAGUCUAUGCGUGAUGCUGCUUUGCGAGAUGGGGCUUUGCUGAGGCAUUUAUUACAUGCAUUUUUCCUUCCUGCUGGUGAGCGCCGUGAGGUUAGUCGACAGCUUGUUGCCCUUUGGGCAGAUUCCUAUCAGCCAGCAUUAGAUUUAUUGUCUAGAGUGCUGCCUCCUGGGCUUGUUGCUUAUUUGCACACACGUUCAGAUGGAGUUUCUGCUGAAGAUUCAAAUUUGGAGGGUUCAUUAACCAGUAGAAGACAGAGACGUUUACUCCAGCAGAGGAAAGGACGUGCAGGGAGAGGAAUUACAUCUCAAGAGCAUUCUCUGCCUUCGGUUAAUAAUUCUGAAGUUUCUGGUUCAGCAAGGCAGACAAUUGUUGGUGCUAAUAAAGGACCAGAAAAUUAUCAAAAGUCUGCCCUAGAUCAAACUUCUGGACAGGCUUCAGCUUUUCAAUCUACUCCUGCUCUUGUUGGUGAGAAUUUGACCAAUAACUUGUCAGCUACAGGUGUUUCUCAAAAUUAUCUUUCAGCUGUUGUUGCUACAACUGAUGCUCCUGCAACAAGUAUACAUGAAUCUGUAGAACCGAAAGCUUCAAGUUUGGUUGAUUCUGAUGCCAAUGUGGUUGAUUUCCAGAACACAGGCCUUCCAGCACCUGCUCAGGUUGUUUUAGAGAACACACCAGUGGGUUCUGGUCGGCUACUCCUUAAUUGGUCUGAAUUCUGGAGAGCUUUUAGCCUUGACCAUAAUCGUGCAGAUUUGAUUUGGAAUGAGCGCACCCGACAGGAGUUGAGAGAGGCUUUGCAGGCUGAGGUUCAUAAAUUAGAUGUUGAGAAGGAGCGUUCGGAAGAUAUUGUUCCUGGAGGUGCUACUGUAGAAAUUAUGACUGGCCAAGAUAGUGUGCCUCAGAUAUCUUGGAACUAUUCUGAAUUCUCAGUCAGUUAUCCUAGUUUAUCCAAAGAAGUUUGUGUGGGUCAAUAUUAUCUACGAUUGCUGCUUGAGAGUGGUAGCAGUGGCAGGGCACAGGAUUUCCCCCUGCGUGAUCCAGUUGCCUUUUUUAGAGCACUAUAUCAUCGUUUUCUUUGUGAUGCAGACACAGGCCUUACAGUAGAUGGUGCAAUUCCUGAUGAGCUAGGUGCAUCUGAUGAUUGGUGUGAUAUGGGAAGAUUAGAUGGUUUUGGAGGAGGGGGAGCCUCUUCAGUUAGGGAGCUAUGUGCAAGAGCUAUGGCAAUUGUAUAUGAACAGCAUUUUAAGACAAUUGGACCUUUUGAAGGUACUGCACAUAUUACAGUUCUCUUGGACAGGACAAAUGAUAGAGCUUUGAGGCACCGACUUCUUCUCCUUCUGAAGGUUUUAAUGAAGGUUUUAUCAAAUGUGGAAGCUUGUGUUUUGGUUGGAGGGUGUGUAUUAGCUGUUGAUCUGCUGACGGUUGUUCAUGAAGCGUCAGAGAGGACUGCAAUCCCUUUACAGUCUAAUUUGAUAGCUGCUACUGCAUUCAUGGAACCACUCAAGGAAUGGAUGUUUAUUGACAAAGAUGGUGCUCAUGUUGGACCUGUGGAGAAAGAUGCCGUCAGAAGGUUCUGGUCAAAGAAAGCUCUUGAUUGGACAACAAGGUGUUGGGCUUCUGGGAUGCUAGAGUGGAAAAGAUUGCGGGAUAUCCGUGAACUUCGUUGGGCAUUAUCUGUUCGAGUUCCUGUCCUCACACCCACUCAGGUAGGGGAGGCAGCAUUAUCCAUAUUACAUAGCAUGGUAUCUGCACAUUCAGAUUUAGACGAUGCUGGAGAGAUAGUUACUCCAACUCCCAGGGUGAAACGGAUCUUGUCAAGUCCCCGCUGCCUUCCACAUAUUGCUAAGGCUAUGCUUUCUGGGGAACCAAGUAUUGUGGAGGCUGCUGCUGCAUUGCUGAAGGCUGUUGUCACCAGAAAUCCUAAGGCCAUGAUACGUUUGUACAGCACAGGCACAUUUUAUUUUGCACUGGCAUACCCUGGAUCGAAUCUCUCGUCAAUUGCUCAAUUAUUUUCAGUGACUCAUGUCCAUCAAGCCUUUCAUGGUGGGGAAGAAGCUGCAGUUUCAUCUUCAUUGCCUCUGGCUAAACGUAGUGUGUUGGGUGGUCUUCUCCCGGAAUCAUUGUUGUAUGUGUUGGAACGCAGUGGUCCUGCUGCAUUUGCAGCAGCAAUGGUGUCUGAUUCCGAUACUCCAGAAAUCAUAUGGACGCAUAAAAUGCGAGCAGAUAAUCUGAUUCGCCAGGUUUUGCAACAUCUUGGUGAUUUUCCCCAGAAAUUGUCACAGCACUGUCAUUCUUUAUAUGAAUAUGCCCCAAUGCCACCAGUUACAUACCCUGAGCUGAAAGACGAAAUGUGGUGUCACCGUUAUUACCUUCGGAAUUUAUGUGAUGAGAUUCGGUUCCCAAAUUGGCCGAUUGUUGAACAUGUUGAGUUUCUGCAGUCAUUGUUGGUAAUGUGGCGUGAAGAGUUGACACGAAGACCUAUGGACCUUUCAGAAGAAGAAGCUUGCAAAAUACUAGAGAUAUCCCUGGAAGAUGUGUCAAGUGAUGAUGCAUCUAAGAAACACUCUUCUGAAUUAGUUGAGGAGCUAUCGAAGAAGAUUGAGAACAUUGAUGAGGAAAAGCUCAAACGACAAUAUAGGAAACUUGCAAUGAAAUACCAUCCUGAUAAAAAUCCUGAAGGGAGGGAAAAGUUUCUUGCUGUACAGAAAGCUUAUGAGCGUCUUCAGGCUACCAUGCAAGGCUUGCAAGGUCCUCAACCUUGGAGAUUAUUGCUUUUACUGAAAGGGCAAUGCAUCUUAUACAGACGAUAUGGAGAUGUACUAGAACCAUUCAAAUACGCAGGCUAUCCAAUGUUGCUUAGUGAAGUUACUGUUGACCAGGAUGACAACAAUUUUCUAUCCUCAGAUAGAGCACCUCUUCUUGUUGCAGCUUCAGAGCUUAUCUGGCUAACGUGUGCAUCGUCCUCAUUGAAUGGUGAAGAGCUUGUGAGAGAUGGUGGGGUACAACUUCUUGCAACUCUUCUUUCCCGGUGCAUGUGUGUAGUUCAGCCAACUACUCCUGCAAGUGAACCUUCUGCUAUCAUUGUUACCAAUACAAUGCAAACAUUUUCUGUUUUAAGUCAGUUUGAGAGUGCCAGGGCUGAGAUGCUUCAGUUUGCUGGACUAAUUGAGGACAUUGUGCACUGCACAGAACUUGAGCUUGUUCCUGCAGCUGUUGAUGCUGCCCUUCAGACUAUUGCCUAUGUUUCUGUGUCACCUGAAUUGCAGGAUGCGUUGUUAAAGGCUGGUGUGCUAUGGUACCUUUUGCCAUUAUUGCUCCAAUAUGACUCAACCGCUGAAGAAUCUGACACACAGGAAUCACAUGGUGUUGGUGCUAGUGUUCAAAUUGCAAAAAAUAUGCAUGCUGUACGAGCAGCUCAUGCCCUGUCCAGGCUUAGUGGCUUGUGCUCUGAUGAGGUUUCAACACCUUAUAAUGGGGUGGCAGCUGGUGCGCUUAGAGCUUUGUUGACUCCUAAGCUUGCAAGUAUGUUAAAAGAUCAAAUAGCGAAAGACCUGUUAUCCAAAUUAAACACAAACUUGGAGUCUCCAGAGAUUAUCUGGAAUUCUUCAACUCGAGGAGAACUCUUAAAAUUUGUGGAUCAGCAACGCACAAGCCAGGGUCCUGAUGGAACUUAUGAUCUGAAAGAUUCUUGUGGAUUUGUGUACAAGGCAUUAUCAAAGGAACUUUAUGUUGGCAAUGUAUAUUUGAGGGUCUACAAUGAUCAACCAGAUUUUGAAAUCAGUGAACCAGAAGCAUUUUGUGUUGCUUUAAUUGAUUUUAUAUCAUUUCUUGUUCACGAUCAAUGUGCAACAGAACCAGUUGUUCAGAAUAACCUUGGUAAUGAUAGCUCAUCUUCUGAGGCAUCCGACCUUCCAAAUGAUGCAGUUGAUUCAUCAGUAAAUGAACAGCAUGUUUCUGAUGAUUCUUUGGCAGUAUCUGAUGGGAAAACAACUGACAAGGAAGAUACCCAACUGAUUAAAAACCUACAGUUUGGUUUGAUCUCACUUAAGAACAUACUGACAAGCAACCCCAAUUUGGCAUCUAUAUUUUCUACUAAAGAAAAGCUAUUACCUCUAUUUGAAUGCUUCUCUGUGCCUGUUGCGUCAGAAAGCAACAUUCCUCAGCUUUGCCUGAGUGUGCUAUCUCUCUUGACAACAUGUGCUUCCUGCUUGGAGGCUAUGGUAGCAGAUGGAUCCAGUCUUCUUCUUUUAUUACAAAUGCUUCAUUAUGCUCCAGCUUGCCGUGAGGGUGUUCUUCAUGUUCUUUAUGCUUUGGCUAGCACACCAGAGCUUGCCUGGGCAGCUGCCAAGCAUGGUGGAGUUGUAUACAUUCUUGAACUUCUCCUGCCUUUGCAGAAAGAUAUUCCCUUACAGCAAAGAGCAGCAGCAGCAUCUUUAUUGGGGAAGCUUGUUGGGCAACCGAUGCACGGACCAAGGGUAGCUAUAACAUUAGCAAGGUUCCUUCCAGAUGGCCUGGUAUCAGUUAUUAGAGAUGGGCCUGGUGAGGCUGUUGUAUCGGCACUUGAGCAGACUACUGAAACUCCAGAACUGGUGUGGACACCAGCUAUGGCAGCUUCUUUAUCUGCUCAGAUUUCCACCAUGGCAUCUGAUCUAUACCGUGAGCAGAUGAAAGGUCGCGUUGUUGAUUGGGAUGUACCUGAGCAAACUUCUGCCCAGCAGGAAAUGAGAGAUGAGCCACAGGUUGGAGGAAUCUAUGUCAGACUAUUCCUAAAAGAUCCUAAAUUUCCUCUUAGAAAUCCAAAGAGAUUUUUGGAAGGACUGCUUGAUCAGUAUUUGUCAUCUAUUGCUGCUACACAUUAUGAUACACAAGCAGUUGACCCAGAGCUUCCUUUGCUUCUAUCUGCUGCUCUGGUGUCAUUAUUGCGAGUGCAUCCUGCUCUUGCAGACCAUGUUGGAUAUCUUGGCUAUGUGCCCAAACUUGUCUCUGCUGUGGCUUAUGAGGGAAGACGAGAAACUAUGUCAUCAGAGGAUGUGAUAAAUGGAAAUCAUGCAGCAGAUAGAGUAUAUGAAUCUGAUGAUGGAUUAGCUCAGCCUGCUCAAACACCACAGGAACGUGUUCGGCUUAGUUGUUUGCGUGUACUGCAUCAACUUGCAGCCAGCACUACAUGUGCUGAAGCUAUGGCAGCAACUAGUGCAGGAACUCCUCAGGUUGUUCCACUUCUAAUGAAAGCUAUAGGAUGGCAAGGUGGAAGUAUAUUAGCUCUCGAGACACUAAAGCGUGUUGUGGUUGCUGGAAAUCGAGCUAGAGAUGCACUUGUAGCACAAGGCCUCAAGGUUGGUCUUGUUGAAGUACUUCUUGGCCUUCUUGACUGGAGAGCUGGGGGUAGGAAUGGACUAUGCUCUCAAAUGAAGUGGAAUGAAUCCGAAGCUUCUAUUGGCAGGGUGCUAGCAAUUGAGGUUUUGCAUGCAUUUGCUGCAGAAGGGGCCCAUUGCACUAAAGUGCGUGACAUAUUGAAUGCCUCAGAUGUUUGGGGUGCUUAUAAAGACCAGAAACAUGAUCUUUUCCUUCCUUCAAGUGCUCAAGCGGCAGCUGCCGGUGUUGCUGGUUUAAUUGAGCAUUCCUCGUCUCGACUCACUUAUGCCCUUACGGCUCCCCCACAGCAAUCUUCUCAAGCUAGAAUGCCUGCUUCAUCUUCUCACUUAAACGGAAGCGCAGAUCAGUUUUCAUAUUCAUAGUGUAAAGAGAAUUCUUCAGUGAAUCGAAGGUGAAGUGGAGGGAAAGUAUCAUACAUGAACCCAGAAACUGGAGAAGAAACAACAGUAACAGAGAAAGAGAUGAAAAGAUGUUAUUGUUUUAUCGAGAUUGUAGCAGCACACCGCACCCCAACACCACCCCCCCCUAUCAAUUAAAAUUCACCAACUUCUGCUUCUACUUCAAAAUCAGAUUCAGUGGCAAGUACAAGCAGUAAAGAGAAAACAAAAAUUAUGUUGCUUGGUAAAGGAAGUCUCUUAAUUAAGAUGAUGUUGGCUUGCUUCCUAUCCUAUGCUUUCAGUAAACAAGUCUCACUUUUAAUGAAUUUUUACUUAGCAGCA